This is a messenger RNA of Podospora anserina S mat+, 609 nucleotides long. RefSeq lists its product as uncharacterized. The record is from RefSeq and is a predicted model, not a curated record. The transcript has 2 exons. NCBI's taxonomy places the organism in Eukaryota, Fungi, Ascomycota, Sordariomycetes, Sordariales, Podosporaceae. Gene Ontology annotation, molecular function: acyltransferase activity, transferring groups other than amino-acyl groups. The coding region runs from base 1 to 609 and encodes 202 amino acids.
AUGACGUCCCCAUCUCAGACAUCCGUCUUCCACCCCGAGCACCACGCUCACCUAAUUCCUUACAUGGCCGCCAUCUACGCCUCAGGCAUCAACAUCGACCGCACCACCGCCAUCGGCCCCUUUUUACCUCCCCUGUCCCUCGAACGCCUCCUGAUCUGGUGGAAAGACCGGAUAGCAGAGCAUCAAGCCCGGACCCGCAUCAUCAUCCUGCUGCUGCCUCCGUCCGAGAAUGCAAACCAGAAGCCAAAGGGCGAGGACCUCCGCGGGAUAGCCAUGGUCGAGCUUGAUCAGUCGCAAGCUGGUGAUUUCCGAGGUGUCAUCGACCUGCUGAUUGUUGGCCAAAAGUUCAGGAGGCAAGGAGGGGGGAGGAGUUUGAUUCAAGCGUGCGAGUAUGAGAGCGCGAGGAAGGGGAGGUCGCUGUUGACGGCGAAAACAGAGACAGAUUCCGCCUCCGAGCUGGCAUUCAAGAGCUGCGGCUACGUCGAGGUGGGCAAAAUUCCAAACUUUAGCAGGACCAGCGUUGAUGCGGCCACGAAGAGGGGGGUUACCCUCUUCUAUAAGGAGAUUUUACUCCAGACCCAGCAAAGCCGGACGACUGCGGGUGCCUAA